UGUUUCCGCUUAACAUGGGAGUUUUCGCCUCCUCUGAAAGCAGAGCCUCACAAAAGCCACUACUGAGCGGAGGGUCUCCCCGUAUCUUUGCAGGAAAUCGUGGUCAGAGUUCCUCUGAGCCUUCCUCCUGCAGCUGGAAAGGACAUAACAGCCCACUACUCGCCGCGGGUUGUGCACUGGCUGUUUUGCCUUCUUCAACAUCUGGUCCAAACCCACGUUUCGGUCAUUAAUUAUCCAAAUUUACUACACACUUGAUACAAGAAAGGACUAGGGACCUGCCUUCAAGGAAUUCACCCUUAAGGGGAAGGAACUGUCGGGGGAAUUAGAACAGGAUGCAAAUUGAUGUGGACGCGGAGAGGGUGACAUUGGAAAGUGCAUCCCAGCCAGCUCUUAGUGUGGAGCAGUGACCUGUGUGUGGUUCCUUCUACUUGGGGAUUAUGCAGAGAGCUUCACGUCUGAAGAGAGAGCUGCACAUGCUGGCCACAGAACCACCCCCAGGCAUCACAUGUUGGCAAGAUAAGGACCAAAUGGAUGAUCUGCGAGCUCAAAUAGUAGGUGGAGCCAACACACCUUAUGAGAAAGGUGUUUUUAAGCUAGAAGUUACCAUUCCUGAGAGGUACCCAUUUGAACCUCCUCAGAUCCGAUUUCUCACUCCAAUUUAUCAUCCAAACAUUGAUUCUGCUGGAAGGAUUUGUCUAGAUGUUCUCAAAUUGCCACCAAAAGGUGCUUGGAGACCAUCCCUCAACAUCGCAACUGUGUUGACUUCUAUUCAACUGCUCAUGUCAGAACCCAACCCCGAUGACCCGCUUAUGGCUGAUAUAUCCUCAGAAUUUAAAUAUAAUAAGCCAGUCUUCCUCAAGAAUGCCAGGCAGUGGACAGAGAAGCAUGCAAGACAGAAACAAACGGCUGAUGAGGAGGGGAUGCUUGAUAAUCUGCCAGACGCUUGUGACGACUCCAGAGUACACAACUCAACACAGAAAAGAAAGGCCAGUCAGCUAGUAGGCAUAGUAAAGAAGUUUCAUUCUGAUGUUUAGGGGAUUUGUCCUGGUCCAUCUUAGUUAAUAUGUUCUUUUUUUUUUUUUUAAUUUUUAAUUUUUUUUUUUUCAAAGAUGGGGUUUCACCAUGAUGGCCAGGCUAGUCUUGAACUCUUGACCUCAGGUGAUCCACCCACCUUGGCCUCCCAAAGUGCUAGGAUUACAGGCGUGAGCCACCGCGCCCGGCCAGUUAAUAUGUUCUUUGCCAAGGUGAUCUAAGUUACCUACCUUGAAUUUAAAAAAUUGUGUAUUUGAUGACAUAAUUUUUGUGUAGUUUAUUUAUCUUGUACGUGCGUAUUUUGAAAUCUUUUAAGCCUGGAAAAUAAAUAGUCAUUUAAUGUUG
Messenger RNA from Callithrix jacchus (white-tufted-ear marmoset), 1377 nucleotides. It is a transcript of the gene UBE2T, whose product is annotated as ubiquitin conjugating enzyme E2 T. The record is from RefSeq and is a predicted model, not a curated record. Lineage: Eukaryota; Metazoa; Chordata; Mammalia; Primates; Cebidae.